UUUUCAACAUCCCUAGUGAAUCUUCUUUUUGCUAAUUUUUUUUUGCACGCACUGCCAAAGAUGACUGAUCCGAGCAAAUUGUCCGUGGCCGUGGUCUGCUCCUCAAACAUGAACCGCUCCAUGGAGGCGCACAACUUCCUGGCCAAAAAGGGCUACAACGUGCGCUCCUACGGCACCGGCGAACGCGUCAAGUUGCCGGGCAUGGCGUUCGACAAGCCGAAUGUUUACGAGUUCGGCACCACCUACGAGCACAUCUACCGCGACCUGGAGUCGAAGGACAAGGAGUUCUACACACAGAACGGGCUGCUGCACAUGCUGGACCGCAACCGGCGUAUCAAAAAGUGCCCGGAACGCUUUCAAGACACCAAAGAGCAGUUCGACAUCAUUGUCACUGUGGAGGAGCGCGUGUACGACCUGGUGGUGUUGCACAUGGAGUCGAUGGAAUCGGUGGAUAACCGUCCGGUGCACGUUCUUAACGUGGAUGUGGUUGACAACGCUGAGGAUGCGCUGAUGGGCGCCUUUCUCAUCACGGACAUGAUCAACUUGUUGGCCAAGUCCACGGAUCUCGACAACGACAUCGACGAGAUGAUCCAAGAGUUUGAGGAGCGCCGCAACCGUGUGAUCCUGCACUCUGUGCUCUUCUACUGACGACCGACAUCCGCAAACAGUACGUGCCCCCACUCUGGCUCAACCGUUCUCGUGGUCUUGGUUGGCGGGUAGCGGGCGAUGGGGCGGGCGACGGCUUCCGGACGGAGCCGCAUAGGAAUUAAUAAAACUGUAAAUAGAGAGGGCCAUCGGAGCAGACAACAGAACAAAACACACUCAACACACACGACACUCGCACGCAAGAACUACACCUGUUGGCCUGACCCACGAAUUACAUAUGCAUAAAGUGACAAACAAUUACAACGCGGCGGCGGAGGGCUUAACGGCUCUGGCAUCAGCACCGGCACCGCUGCUCUUACAUAUUUGGAAUAAGGUAUAUGUGUGCAUGUCCGUAAUCCUUGUAAUCCCAGCAGUUUAGCCGCAUCCCUUCCCCCCGUCUCUCGUCUCCACCACACUUGGUAAAUGUAAUCCGUAGUUCCAUUCCCACUCCCACUUCCAUUUUACCCAGCUGGCAACACUGGCGCCGAUCUGGCCCUCCGAUCCUCUGCCCACUCACCGCGCCGUCCCUGCUGACCGAAACCACUCACAUAAACAGAAACAAAAAGCGGGCAGCAAACGCAUGCAGAGAAGCGUCGUCACACAUGCAGAGGCCCGUGUUUACGUUGCCCGCGCGUGUGUGCGUGUGUGUGUGUUUGUGUGAAUGAGUGCACAACAGAGAACAGGCAACAGGCAGAGCCAGGGGCGGAUCGGAAUCACAAUCGGGCGGGUGGGCGCCAACACGGGGGUGGGGCGUAGCUUUUUAUCAUUAAUAGUUUAACAAAUUGUUUGGAAGGGCCUAUUUGGGGCAACCGAAGACCGCUGCGUGCUGUGCUUAGGCUGUAUGUUACAAACAAUGGCCUGAGACCGCAGCGCAGUUAACUAAAAACAAAACAAAACAAAACAAUAUAAA
Messenger RNA from Drosophila serrata, 1555 nucleotides. RefSeq names its product Ssu72 CTD phosphatase (gene Ssu72). NCBI's taxonomy places the organism in Eukaryota, Metazoa, Arthropoda, Insecta, Diptera, Drosophilidae. Gene Ontology annotation, molecular function: phosphoprotein phosphatase activity. Gene Ontology annotation, biological process: mRNA processing. The record is from RefSeq and is a predicted model, not a curated record. Gene Ontology annotation, cellular component: nucleus.